This is a messenger RNA of Amaranthus tricolor (Joseph's coat), 1005 nucleotides long. RefSeq lists its product as uncharacterized. The record is from RefSeq and is a predicted model, not a curated record. Gene Ontology annotation, cellular component: plasma membrane. Lineage: Eukaryota; Viridiplantae; Streptophyta; Magnoliopsida; Caryophyllales; Amaranthaceae. Gene Ontology annotation, biological process: proton transmembrane transport. Gene Ontology annotation, molecular function: voltage-gated proton channel activity.
AUGGUUGAUAUUCCUUUUAAACCCAAUUGUAUCAUUCUGAAUGCUAUAUUAAGUAGCUGCAAAACUUAUGGUGCAGUGGAGUUGGGACGAGAGGCUUUUGAUCGGCUAUUUUCUUUGCAGCCGCACAAUUCUGCUGUGUGUCUAACAAUGGCUCGUUUAUACGCAGAAGAUGCCUUUUGGGACGAGGAUGCUAAUAUAAGAAAUAUCAUGAAGCCAAAAGGAGUGCAAAAAGGCGUUGCGUGGAGUUGGGUUGAUGCAGAUGAACAAUUGAGAUUUUCGCAGAAGGAAUUUGAAGUGUUGGAGCAAAUGAUUAUCGACUUCACUUAUGAAGCAACUGAUAUAAUUACCAUUUACCAAGAAUCCUCGAUUCAAGAUCUUACUAAGUUAUAGAAGAGAAGACAAAAUUAUCAACAAAAAAUGUUCAAAUCCUCCAAGAGUAAUCUAAUUAGCAAUAGUAAUGUUGUUACACCAUGGAGACUUUACCUAGUGAAUGUCCUAGAAUCCCUUCAAGCUCAAAUUAUCAUUAUUUUUCUACUUGUAUUUUAUUUAGCAUUGUCUAUAGUUGAGCUUUCAUCUUCUAUGACACAAACUUCUUGCCAAAAAAUGGAAGGGAAACUAGAAGCAUGGUAUCAUUGUUCAAUUUUAAGCCUAUUGUGUUUGAGGGUAUUGCUUUUAAGUGUAGGGUUAGGAAGGUCAUUUUUUGAGAAAUCGGGUUAUGUAGUUGAUGGGGUGGUUGUGGUGGUGGCGUUGGUGUUGGAGGUGGUGUUAGCGAGGGUUGGAGGCGGGUUCUUCUUGGUGGUGAGCUUGUGGCGAGUGGUUCGCGCGGUGGAGAAUGUGUAUGAGUUGAGUGAUGAUGCUAUCCAAACCAAGAUUGAGGAGGUGGAAUGUGAAUUUGGUGUGUUAAGAGAAGAAAAUAAGAGGUUCUUGGAAACAAUUGAAGAGGAGGCUAAAGUCAUACUGAUGCUUCAACAAGAGCUUGGCGAUAAUGUAAUUUGUGGUUCAUAA